This is a messenger RNA of Cordyceps fumosorosea ARSEF 2679, 1584 nucleotides long. Its product is annotated as integral membrane protein. The record is from RefSeq and is a predicted model, not a curated record. Lineage: Eukaryota; Fungi; Ascomycota; Sordariomycetes; Hypocreales; Cordycipitaceae. The transcript is spliced from 2 exons. The coding region runs from base 1 to 1584 and encodes 527 amino acids.
AUGCCGCAGUCCCCCAAGGGCGGUGAUCGCUCUCACGGCAACGGCGCCGACGACGACGACGACGUCAACGCCAUGCCGCCGCCCGACGAGCACACCCGCCUGCUGCCCAAUCGCGUCGACUCGAGCCGCGGCAUGCUCACCCCCGAUGACCCGGCCGUCACGCCCUACAACCUCUGGAGCAUCCGGCUGCUGCGCUGGGUCACCGUCAGUCUCGCCCUGGUCGCCUUUUUCUGGUGGGUGCUCGUCCUCGUGUCCACCUUUGCUACGCUGCCGGGCUUCCACGUCCGCGGCGGCGGCUUCUACGCCUACGCCUUUGCCAGCCUCGCCCUCGCCGACGUGCUCCUGACCCUCGUCUUUUUCGAGGUGCCGUCACGGGCUUUCCGGGUGCUGUCACUUAUCAUGGCAUUUGUCCUUAUGCUCGACAUGAUCAUCAUCCUCGCCGUCAAACAAACCCGCUACGAGGAGGGCUGGGUUGGCGUCGUUAGUGUCGUCUGGGCACUGCUUAUGAGCCUCUGGACCAUCCUCGUUGACCGCACCGUGCAAUGGGGCAAGGCCGAGGAGGAGGAGCGCCUAACGGGCCGCGCUGAGACGCGCCGCACCCUGGGCGAGUGGCUCGCCGUGCUACUUUCCAGCAUUGGCGCGGGCCUCAUGGCCGUCGCCGCCGUGCUCAUCGCCCUCACCGUCAUCCUACGUGCCCUCGACGCCAAGCUCGCGCCACCCGGCGAUCUCCACCGGGUCGACGGUGGUACCUACCGCAUCCACGUGUACUGCCGGGGCAAUGCCACAACUCACGAUGGUAGCGGCAACCGGCAGCCAACUGUCCUGUUCGAAGGCGGUGAGAGGCCCGUCGAGGACGGUCUGUGGCAGUUUGCCGACGCCGCGCUCGACGCUGGCUCCAUCGCGCGGUACUGUUUCGCGGACCGCCCUGGCCUCGCGUGGUCCGACGCCGCGCCGUCGCCGCUGUCCGCUGGCUUCGCCGUCGACGCGCUCAGCGAGGCUCUCGCCGCAGCCGGCGAGCGUGGGCCGUGGGUGCUCGCCUCUGCGGGCAUCGGGUCGCUCUACUCACGCGUCUUCUCCGCACGCCACGGCAGCGCCGUCCGCGGUAUCCUCCUCGUCGACCCACUGCACGAGGACCUCCUCGGCCCGCUCGCCUCGCCUACGCGGGGCUUUGGCCUCUGGCUCCGUGGUGUGCUGUCCCCGCUCGGCCUCGACAGGCUGCCCGGCGCGCUGUUCCGUGGACGCACCAGCGGCGACCGCGUCUACGGCCGCGCCGCCCACCAGGGUGCCAAGUCGCUCUUUGCGCGCCUGCAGGAGAGCCUGGUGCUCGGGUCUUUUACGCGCCGCGACGUCGCCGCCGCGCGUCAGAUCCAGCAUCGUCGCGUGCCACUGGUCGUUGUCACCUCGGGCCGCCACGUCCGCGACGACCCGCACUGGGAGGCCAAGCAGCGCGACCUAACCGGUCUCACGGACGAGCUGCUCCGGUGGGAUAUUGUUGAUGAUGCCCCUCCGCAUAUUUGGGAGACGGAGGCCGGCAGGGACAAGAUGGAGGCCCGGCUGCGGCAGCUGCUCAGGAACAAGGCGUGA